This is a messenger RNA of Marmota flaviventris (yellow-bellied marmot), 2091 nucleotides long. Lineage: Eukaryota; Metazoa; Chordata; Mammalia; Rodentia; Sciuridae. The record is from RefSeq and is a predicted model, not a curated record.
AUGCGCAAGCGCGGUCCGGGACGGGCGGGUCGCGGGUUCAGGUGGAGCGCGGUGACCGCCGGCGACCGCGGCUGCAGUUGCCACGCUUUGGAGGCUUCGGCCGCCGCUCGAGCCCGCCCGUCGCCUUGGCCCCCUUGUGGACUGCGUGCCGGCCCCACCACCUGGGCCCACUGGCCAGCCGCUACUUCUGGCGCCCAGGCCGCCGCAGUGACCCCGCCCCCGGGCCGAGGAUGUGAGGCGGGCCGGGCGUCCCCGCACCAGGCCCGGGCGCCAGCAGUGGGCGUCUGGGCCGUGCCGGGCGAUGGCCCUGCUGCCGGUGCCCCUCGCCUUCAGGGCCCGGGGCCAGUGAGGCUGCCGGCGGGUGUGGGCGAGCGGCCCUGUCGCGGCGCGGGCGCCAUGGAGGGCGUGCUGUAUAAGUGGACCAACUAUCUGAGCGGUUGGCAGCCUCGAUGGUUCCUUCUCUGUGGGGGAAUAUUAUCCUAUUAUGAUUCUCCUGAAGAUGCCUGGAAAGGUUGCAAAGGGAGUAUCCAAAUGGCAGUCUGUGAAAUUCAAGUUCAUUCUGUAGAUAAUACCCGCAUGGACCUGAUAAUACCUGGGGAACAGUAUUUCUACUUGAAGGCCAGAAGUGUAGCUGAGAGACAGCGGUGGCUGGUGGCCCUGGGGUCAGCCAAGGCUUGCCUGACAGACAGUAGGACCCAGAAGGAGAAAGAAUUUGCUGAGAAUACUGAAAACUUGAAAACAAAAAUGUCGGAACUAAGACUCUACUGUGACCUCCUUGUUCAGCAAGUAGAUAAAACAAAAGAAGUGACCACAACUGGUGUUUCUAAUUCUGAGGAGGGAAUUGAUGUGGGAACUCUGCUGAAAUCAACCUGUAAUACUUUUCUGAAGACCUUGGAAGAAUGCAUGCAGAUCGCAAAUGCAGCCUUCACCUCUGAACUUCUUUAUCGCACUCCUCCAGGAUCACCGCAACUGGCCAUGCUCAAAUCCAGCAAGAUGAAACAUCCGGUUGUACCAAUUCAUAACUCAUUGGAAAGGCAAAUGGAACUGAACAGUUGUGAAAAUGGAUCUUUAAAUAUGGAAAUAAAUGGUGAUGAAGAUAUCCUAAUGAAAAAUAAGAGCUCCUUGUAUUCAAAAUCUUCAGAGAUAGACUGCAGCAUAUCAAGUGAAGAAAAUACUGAGGAUAAUAUAACAGUCCAAGGUGAAAUAAUUAAGGAAAAUGGAGAGAAAAACCUGGGAAAUGACAACGACUUGGCACAGUCUGGAUCAGAUUCCUCAAGUUGCUCUCCAGAAUCCCUCUGGGAAGAAGGCAAAGAAGUUAUUCCAACUUUUUUUAGUACCAUGAACACCAGCUUUAGUGACAUUGAACUUCUGGAAGACAGUGGCAUUCCCACAGAAGCAUUCUUGGCAUCAUGUUAUGCUGUGGUUCCAGUAUUAGACAAACUUGGUCCUACAGUGUUUGCUCCUGUUAAGAUGGAUCUUGUUGGAAAUAUCAAGAAAGUAAAUCAGAAGUAUAUAACCAACAAGGAAGAAUUUACUACCCUCCAGAAGAUAGUGCUACAUGAAGUGGAGGCGGAUGUAGCUCAGGUUAGGAACUCAGCUACUGAAGCCCUCUUGUGGCUGAAGAGAGGUCUCAAAUUUUUAAAAGGGUUUUUGACAGAAGUGAAAAAUGGAGAAAAGGAUAUUCAGACAGCCCUGAAUAAUGCAUAUGGUAAAACAUUACGGCAACACCACGGCUGGGUAGUCCGAGGGGUUUUUGCGUUAGCUCUGAGGGCAGCUCCAUCCUAUGAAGAUUUUGUAGCUGCUUUAACCAUAAAGGAAGGUGACCACCAGAAAGAAGCUUUCAGUAUUGGAAUGCAGAGGGACCUCAGCCUUUACCUCCCUGCCAUGGAAAAGCAGUUGGCCAUACUGGACACUUUAUAUGAGCUUGGAAUGUGGCUGUGAUGGCUGGAACUCCAGAACCAUUGUGGACCAUGAGGACAACUCUGAGGAUAGAAGAUAGAUGCUAAGGACAACAGAGCAGAAAGAAGAGGCGCUCAUCCACUGAUUCAGGAAUGGCCAAAUAUGUCCUAAACUGCCCACCUCUAGAUUCUA